Messenger RNA from Fukomys damarensis (Damara mole-rat), 3152 nucleotides. RefSeq names its product solute carrier family 8 member B1 (gene Slc8b1). Gene Ontology annotation, cellular component: membrane. Gene Ontology annotation, molecular function: calcium:sodium antiporter activity. NCBI's taxonomy places the organism in Eukaryota, Metazoa, Chordata, Mammalia, Rodentia, Bathyergidae. The transcript is spliced from 17 exons. Gene Ontology annotation, biological process: intracellular calcium ion homeostasis; calcium export from the mitochondrion. Bases 465 to 2570 code for a protein of 701 amino acids. The record is from RefSeq and is a predicted model, not a curated record.
GGGGCGCGGCCCAUUUGGGCGAGGCCGAGACCGGGCGGCCCGCGCUGGCUCGGGAGGAUCAGAUCCGAACAGAGGUCGUGCAGUACUGGCUAUUGACGGGGACCGGGCGGCCUCGAGUCCUGGCGGGGUUCGGGUUCGACUUCUGAGGCUGCAGGCGCGGCCUGAGGUGAGCGAAGCCGCCCUGCACUCCCAACACGCACCCAAAGUUUAACUUCUCAACAGCCCUCGGGACGGAGCCAGAGACGCCCCGGGUAGCGCGGCCCUCGCUCCAAAGCGCCGCCGGGUUCCUUCGUCCCCUUCCAGUGUUCGCCGGGGUCACGCAUGUAGGAAGAGCUCAAUAAAUACGUAUCAGAGAGGCGCUGAUCCAGUGAGGGCAGUGAGGUUGCCAGCUUUGUCCUCCGUGGCUGGGACUGGCUCUGCCUCGGUGUGCCCAUUUGUAAAGUGGGUCUAUACCUGGGGGUUACAUGAGGUCGUCCCUGCAACAUGCUGCAUUCACUCCAAGAUCAACCACAGCACUGCUCCGAGCCAGCUCCUGGACCCCGAGUGGAGCUCAGGGAGGACCAGGCCUGCGGCCCAUGGCCGGUGGACAUCUGGACCUGCGCCGGCUGCUGAGCUGGCUCUGCACGCUGCUGAUGGCAGAGGCGGCAUCUGGGGCCAGGGCCCCGUCCCCAGGGGCUGCUCCGUUUCCAGCUGCAGGUGUCACCCAGGCCCCCAUGGUGGACUGUCGCAGCGUGUGCGGCCUCAAUGUCUCUGACCGCUGCGCCUUUGUCCGCUCCAACCCCAGCUGCCACAGCGACAGUGGUUACCUGGACUACCUCGAGGGCAUCUUCUGCCACUUCGCGCCCGGCCUGCUGCCCCUGACCAUCACCCUCUAUGUUCUGUGGCUGCUGUACCUGUUUCUGGUUCUGGGAGUCACUGCAGCCAAGUUCUUCUGCCCCAACUUGUCAGCCAUCGCCACCACCCUCAAGCUGUCCCACAACGUGGCAGGCGUCACCUUCCUGGCCUUUGGAAACGGCGCCCCCGACAUCUUCAGUGCUCUGGUGGCUUUCUCGGACCCACGCACAGCCAGCCUGGCCAUCGGGGCUCUGUUUGGCGCUGGCGUGCUGGUCACCACUGUGGUGGCCGGAGGCAUCACCAUCCUGCGCCCCUUCCUGGCCACCUCCAGGCCCUUUCUCAGGGACGUCGUUUUCUACCUGACAGCUGUGUUCCUCACCUUCACCGCACUGUACCUCGGCAGGGUCACGCUGGCCUGGGCCCUGGCCUACCUGGGCCUGUACGUGUUCUACGUGCUCUCGGUGAUCCUCUGCACCUGGAUCUACCGAUGGCAGUGUAGGAGAUCCCUGGGCUACUCCAUGCCGGGGACACCAGAGCUGCUGCCAGACUCGGAGGAAGACCCCGUGUCUUCGAACACCAGCAGCUAUGAUUAUGGUGACGAAUACCGGCCACUGUUCUCCUACCAGGAGACCACGGUGCAGAUUCUGGCCUCGGCCCUGAACCCCCUGGAUUACCGGAAGUGGAGAAGCCAGUCGGUGUUCUGGAGGGUGUUCAAGGUGUUCAAGCUGCCUGUGGAGUUCCUCCUGCUCCUCACCGUGCCUGUCGUGGACCCGGACAAAGACGACCGGAACUGGAAACGUCCGCUCAACUGUCUGCACCUGGUCAUCAGCCCUGUGGUUGUGGUCUUGACACUGCAGUCCGGGACCUACAGCAUCUAUAAGAUUGGUGGCCUCGUGCCCAUCUGGGCUGUGGUGGUGAUCACUGGCACCGGCCUGGCAUCUGUGACCUUUUUUGCCACUUCCAACUGGGCGCCCCCUCGGAUCCACUGGCUCUUUGCUUUCCUGGGCUUCCUGACCAGUGCCCUGUGGAUCAAUGCAGCUGCCACGGAGGUGGUGAACAUCUUGCGGUCCCUGGGUGUUGUCUUCCAGCUGAGCAACACGGUUCUGGGGCUUACGCUGCUGGCCUGGGGGAACAGCAUCGGAGAUGCUUUCUCAGACUUCACCCUGGCCCGCCAGGGCUACCCGCGGAUGGCGUUCUCCGCCUGCUUCGGUGGCAUCAUCUUCAAUCUCCUGGUGGGCGUGGGCCUGGGCUGCCUGCUGCAGAUGGCCCGGGGAAGCCUGGAGGUCAAGCAGCAGGCUGUGCCCAGCAGUGCCCCAGCCAGGAAUCUGCCGGCUGCAGCCCUCUCGUUCCCCGCAGCUGGAGCCCGAAGGCCUGCUGGGCUGGGUGCUGGCCGGAGCCCUGGGCCUCAGCCUCGCGUUCUCCUUGGUCGCCGUCCCGCUGCAGUGCUUCCGGCUCAGCAGGGCCUAUGGCAUCUGCCUGCUGCUCUUCUACGCCUCCUUCCUGACCGUGGCCCUGCUCACGGAAUUCGGGGUGAUUCACAUGAAGCACACGUGACUGAAGCCGCCCAGCGUGCGGCCGUGGCAAUGAGGGGUCUCCACGGCCUCCCGAAGGCAGAACAGGACGUGCUCCUGCGGUUGCUCUCACUGCCAGGGCUCUUGGGAGCCGCCACUGUGUCCCCCUGGCUACCAGCAGCCACAGCCCCAGUGCUGGGCCUGGGGUCUGGUCGGCGGGGCUGAACCCCUGGGGAGGCCGGGGUUGGGACAGCAGUGGUCAGCUCUGCCUCCUCCCUCGCUGGCUUCCGGCCGCCUGCACAACCCUGGCAGUCAGGGGGACUCGGACUGAGGGCCAUCAGGUGGGCAGGAACAACAGGUGGACCCUCCUCAUUAAGAAUUUGAAGUCCAUAAAACCAGAAGAAAUGAGACGGCCCGUAACACCUGUCGCUGGACCCAGCGGCUUUGAGACCUCUCGCUGGGGCAGCCACGUGGCUGGACAGUGGCUCUGGAUGGUCCUUAGAACUGUGCGCCCAGAACCCCGCGGCCCCGGCUGCAUCACAGGUGUCUGCUUACCUCAGGUGUGGGGUGGGCCCUGCCCAUCAAUACUUAGCUCUAGUUUGCUUUCCGUUGUCUGUGAAGGGAUUCAGUGUUUUCUAAGUAAAGAUGAAGCAUUUCCAGCAUCCAGGAAGUGGCUGCCCGACUCUUACCAAUUCUUUACCAGGGCCAGGGGAGGGGCGCUGAAGGCAAGGGUGAGAAGGGCCAUGAGGGGCCCCCACCACAUAAACCGGAAGUCACGAGGCGGCAGCCACGUCUACAAAGCACAGG